Molecule: messenger RNA, 9541 nt
Organism: Oncorhynchus masou masou (cherry salmon)
Lineage: Eukaryota; Metazoa; Chordata; Actinopteri; Salmoniformes; Salmonidae
Product: sickle tail protein homolog
Exons: 21
Coding region: 244-6177 (1977 amino acids)
Cellular component (GO): cytoplasm
Source: RefSeq, a predicted model, not a curated record
GUGGAAUCAUGCUGAUGAACUCUACGUCCUAUCUAACUAAGGAGCUGGGCUUUGUCUAAAGAUACUUUUUUCUUGUUAGACAGCUAAUCCUCCGUGUCCGGUCAAGGCUUGGCACUCAGACUACUGAGAGUUUGAUUACCAACUGGACAGACAGACUGGCAGAAGUGUGUGAGAGAGAGGAGCCAGAGGGAAAUACGAGACGUCCUGGAGUAUCUGACCGGAAUUCUUGUUGACGGUGGAAAGAUGACAUCCAAGUCGUCCAGGCUGGGCAGACCCUCAUCGGCAGGGUCCAAGCAGCCCUCUCAGAGGAAGGAUUGCCCGGUGGGUAACCGAUCCUGUAUGCUGCGGGUCGGGGAGAGGCUGAUGAGGGCUGGGAGUGAGGGGAACCUACAUGUAGUGAGACCCAAACCUGUCCAGCAGACACCCCUGGAGGAAGGACACCAACAGUCCAGCUCCAUCACACCCAAAGAGUUAGGAAACAACAACCAGAGAGACUCAUCACCUGAGGAUGUAGAGCGUUUCCACAGGCAGCAGACUGUAGAGAACCAGAACCACCACUCUGAGCCACGUUCCCCCAGCACAGUCCCCAGGAGGUACACCAUCGGAGGGCAAGGGCCCCACAGUGCCAGAGACCCCCUGACCAUGCAGCACGCUGACGUAGAGAGGAAGAAAGAGGUGUUCCUGGAGCACCUGAAGCAGAGGUAUCCUCACCAUGCUGCUGUCAUCAUGGGCCACCAGGACCGCCUCAGAGACCAUGUCAGGAGCCCCCAGCACUCUGCCAGCCCCCCGCCCAGUAUAGGGGAGCAGCUCGAGCACCUCUCGUUGGAGUCUCUGGAGACCAUGUCAGAGGGAGACGGUCCAGCCGUCUUCACCCGUGGCUGCCAGGCACGGGCCAGCCUGCCGGUGGUCCGCUCUGCCAACCAGACCAGGGACAGAUCAUUAGGUGUGCUGUACCUGCAGUACGCAGAGGAAACCAAGCAGAUCCGGAUGCCCAAUGAGAUUACCAGCAUAGACACAAUCAGGGCUCUGUUUGUUAGUGCUUUCCCCCAGCAGCUCACCAUAAAGAUGCUGGAGUCUCCCAGUGUAGCUGUGUACAUCAAAGAUGAGACCAGGAACAUGUACCACGAGCUAACUGAUGUCAGAAAUAUUACAUCUCGAUGCUGUCUGAAGGUGUACCACAAAGACCCUGCACAUGCCUUCAAUCGCAGCAACGCAAGGCCUAACAAUGCUGAGGGCAGGCCAGGCACAAUCAAAGCAGCAUAUGGAGAGUGUUUAUGGAGCCAUGUCUCUGAGAGGCAGAGAAAGUCAAGGUUGGAGUCUAUACCAAGGGAGAUACUGUAUGGAAGUCAUAGCCCUGUGCACACUUUACAAUCCACCUGCAGUCCUGUCCACUCCAUACAGGGGUCCAUGUCUCCCCCCACAGUCCGCUCCAUGCCCUCCUCCCCCUCCAGGAUCCCCUAUGGCCACCGAUCAGGGGGAGGGAUGCCAGGCAGUGCCACCCUCCCCAGGGCCAGCAUGUCCAGUGGGCCCCCCAGCAGGUCCGUCACACCCUCCCCCAGUGCCAUCCUGGAGAGAAGAGACGUCAAACCUGACGAGGACCUGAGCAGUACAAGUAUGGCGCUGGUGCGUGCCGAUGGGUUGUAUGUCAACGUCACUGACCCCUAUGCUGUCCAGGAGGGCCGGCUGAGUAUCGCCUCCUCCCAGGGGGAUGGCCACAAGGGAGACAUGGUCGACAUAGGUGGUGGUAGCCUCCACCGAGCCUUGGUCAAGUCCCCAGCCUCCUAUACAGAGAACCCGGAGCAGCAGCACUCCCUCUACAGACAGAAGUCCCGGAGGUACGGGGAAAGCCAGGGACUACCGCCACUCGGCACCAAAACUCCGCCCCCUUCCCCUCACAGAUUGAACGACAACCACGGCCCUGUGGCCUCAGAGAGGGGCUCUCAUAUUCGCCGGUCUCUGCGGAAGGAGAGUAAUGGUAAUACAGUGGAGGUGGUGAACAGGACCAGGGGUAGUGUGUCCUCUGUGUCCUCCUCUCCUGUGUUUGUGGAGCUCCCCACAGGGCACUAUGGGGACAGGCUGUUUCAGGGACACCUCAGCCCCAAUGACCCCCAGACCAGUGAGCGAAUGAAGGCCAUGGAACAACAGAUUGCCAGUCUGGCUGGCCUUGUUCAGCAUGCACUUGCUAUUGGGCCAGCUGAGAUAGAUAGGAGGACUGCUUCUCCUUUCCAUGUCAACAACAGUGCAGGAGUGUCACCAGUUCCUGCAUCCAGAACCCCUGCCCUCCUUGCAGAUGGCUUCAAUGCUCUAGUCCCUCAGGCCCCUUCCCCUGACUCCACCCUGCAGGUCACACUGACCACGGUCAGGAGGAACGUCACUGACCUCCGACAGCAGCUUCACCAACUCCGACAGCUACAGAUGCAGAACCAGGACAGUGUGAAGGGGAUGCUGAAGAGAGCAGAGGAGGAGCUAGCUGAGGUGAUGUCUGAGACCCGACAGAGACAACAGCAGGAGACCGAGCCUGGCCAGAGACAGAGGACCACGGUGGACGAGGAGAGACGCAAGUACCAGGCCAUGGAGGAGAGCGUUCUGGCCCAGCUCAGGGAGCUGGAGGAGUAUGUGGACCGUCUGAGGAGAGACUCGUCCUCCGGCAAAGGUCAGCUGUCAAUCACCCUCAGGGACGUGGAGGAGGGAGCUGUCAACCUCAGGAGGGUGGGAGAGGCCUUGGCUGGACUUAAAGGAUUUAUGGUCCCUCCCGCCCCUCUGUCAGGUGAGUUCCCAAGCCUGCAAGGGAAGAUGCGGACGGUGCUGCGUGUGGAGGUGGAGGCGGUGCGCUUCCUGAAGGAGGAGCCUCAUAAGAUGGACAGCAUGCUUAAGAGGGUCAAAGCCCUGACAGAGGCUCUCAGCGGUCUCAGAAGAUGUGUCACAGAGAAUCAUCCUCACAAUCCCGAGCCUGGAGCAGCCACAGCAGAGGGGGGUGUAGAGCCUGCCAUUGCCCAGUCUGAACCCCCCCGGAAGAAUCUCCCCACCAUGGAAUCCCCCAAACCUCAGCCCAGGCCCUCUGUCAGAACCCCCCAGCCACAGGUCAAGAACCCUGCAGGCAGGCCAGACAUAGUCCCCACCUCACCUGACAUUGUCCACCGUGUGAAGAGCUCUCCCGUCAACAUGCAUUCUUGUCAGCACUCAGCGGCUCUGCCACACCACCCCAGCCCCCCACUGACCUCCACCCACGGCCGAGACUCCCCCACCGUGGCCAAGGUCAGUCCCCGCAGCCGAGAGAACAGUCCGGCCCUGCAGAAGAGAAUAGUCCCUUGGUGUGGCGAUGGACCGGCACCCACGGCCAGCAGCACUGAGACCACCUCACAACCACCUGGUUCAGAGGAGAUCCACACCAACAGGGGCAGCAUCAAACACAUUGUCAUGGAUGUUGAGACGGCAGAGAGAGUGCAGGACCUGGAGGAGGGGAGGUCGCCACAGAACUCAGCAGCCACCUCUUCUGGGAGUGAGUUUGAGCAGAUUCUCCAGGAGGCCCAGGCCAGCCUGAUGAAGGCCAUACCCGACCUGGAGGUGACUGAGACCAGGAGAAGGGAGGCUCAGUCCUCCCCUCCACCCCUAGCUCCAGACCAGCCAUCUCUCCCAGACCCAGAGCUUCCCCUCAACCCUCCACUGCCAGACGAAGUAGAUGCCCCUCAACCUACUGAGGCAUCUCUUCCAGAACCCACUCAGGCAGCUGAUGUGGCUGCUGAGAUGACUGUUCAGGUCAGCCCUGAGCGACCACACAGGCCUAUGGUUGAGAAGCCUCGCAGGCCCAGUGUGGAGAGAGAGAUGAAGAACAGCCCAGAGAAGUCAGGGAAGUCUCUUCCACCACCCCCAGCACGGAGGUUCUUCCCUUCACUGUCCGGCCCAGGGCUGACCACAGGGAGGUCUGGAGAAGUCAUCUUUACUACCAGGAAGGAAGCCACCACCGCCCAGGAUGAUGAAGAGGCGGUGGUCCCUCAACCCAGUCCCAAACCCACCAGACAGCCCCCAGAGGUCAAGCCCAAGCCCCAAACCACUCCUGUUUUUAUAGCCUCAGCUGAGCCAGGGGAAAAGGAGGAUGAAGAAGAAGAGGAUGAUGAUGAGGAAGAGGAUAAAUUCAUGAAGGAACUACAGGUGUUUCAGAAGUACACUCUUAGAGAUGUAAGCACAAAGUGUGUCAUAGACCUUACAAGCACUGCAUCUCAAGUCAGACAGAUAGAGCCAGAACUCUCUCUCUCACCCAAAGACCCAAAGGAGAGUCAGGAGAACAAGGGUAAUGAGAAAAGUGUGCUCAACACUGACGAAAACAGAUUUGUCAUUGUUCCAAAGAGUCCCAGGGUCAUGUAUUAUGUCACAGGGCAGUUAUCCAAUGAGAAGCCUCCAUCGGGAAAAACAGACCAAUCGGAAGGCAGGGAGGGAACAUUGUCCCCCUCACAGGUGGCAAACUCAAAUACAUUUGACUCCCAGCAGACAGAGUUACUAAUAGCAUACACAACACCUCUGGUAUCAUGUAACUCAGUGCUGGAAAGCCAAGAUUGUCCUCCUAAUAUACAGAAGAUAGCAGUUGGAGAAGAUAGUGGGAAGGAGAGCGUCGUUGAUGAGAAUGUCCGGAAGGAUCCUGUUCAGUGUCAGAAAGUGGGGGUAGUUGAACCUGUGUCUCCUCCAAUACCUGCAGAGAAGCAGGACAUAUCUGAACCCUCUCAGCAAGACUGUUAUCUUACUAACAGUAAACCAUCAUCAUCACCACCACCAUCUUCACCAGCAUCACCACCACUUCCACUAUCAUCAUCUUUACCACCCCCAGUACCAGUAAUCCAGUUUGUGAGUAGUACAGGCCAAGAGGUUUCAGGUAGUCCAGGGUCUCCACCAGAGAGCAGGCGCCUGGGUGACAGCCAGAGCCAGCAGGUAGUGUUGAGGUCCUUCAGAAGCAGAACACCACGGUAUGUAGAGGAGGGCAGCAGCCUGAGCCCUGACCUCCCAGACGAGGAGGGCCCUCCUCCUCCUGAGAACAUCUCCUUCAUGAUGAUCACCAGCAACAGAGUGCAGGCUCUGUCCACUGGGGAGUACCAGGAGAUAGUGAAUGGUACCAGCAUGUCCGAGGUUCAGACCGUCAGUGUGGGGAACGACACCACCAGUAUCAGCCAGGAGCACAGUGGCUUCGACAGGAAGCCUGUGAUCAUCAUAUUCGACGAGCCCAUGGACAUCCGGUCGGCCUACAAGCGUAUGUCCACCAUCUUUGAGUGUGAGGAGGAGCUGGAUAGGCUGCUGCACCAGGAGAGCAUCAAGGAGGAAGCAGAGGAGGCAAGAUCAGAGAAGAGUGUACCUCAGGUAAAGUCUAACACUUAUCUACAUCAGGCAAACAAGACAGCAGUGACAGGAAAUACUGCAACCAGUCACCAUAAUACUCCUGCUGUGGUUGCGCAACAGAAGAGUACAGCAGAGUGCUCAUUACCAGAACAGUCUAAAACAGAGCCCUCAAACACCAGUAAACCAGAGACCAAAAAGAAGUUCAAAUUCAAGUUCCCCAAAAAUAAGCUGGCGGCCAUCAGCCAGGCGAUUCGCACUGGGACCAAAACAGGGAAGAAGACACUUCAGGUGGUGGUCUAUGAGGACGAGGAGGAGUGGGACGGACACAUGAAUGAGACCGAAAGGUUUGAGAUCAACAGCAGUAGCAUACCACAAACUGACUUUAGUCACCUCACCUCUGUGAAUAACAUCACGUCACCAAGCACUCUCACCAGGUCAAACUCUAAACGCAGGACAGAGGAGAUCUGUAAGAAUGCCUACGACUCCAUAACCAGUCUAGAGGAGACCAUUAAACAGCUGGAGAUCACUGUGGACAAUAUAAGCCCAGCAGCGCCUAACACCGACUCCUGUGAAGAGUCUCCAGCCACAGUGAAAUCCCAACGAGAGAGAAGUCCCUCCAAGAGGUCUGCCCCUCCUCAGGUCUCAAAGUUCCUGAAGCAUCCUCAGAGUAAGAAGUCCAAACCAGAGCUUCCCAGGCCAUCCAUCACAAGCAGCUCCAAGAAACAGAAUACCAGUGGCUCUCCUUCUUCGAGUCAGAUGUCACUUUCUGUGUCUGCAAAGUCCUGGCAGCAACCAGCCGGGUCAGCUGGCAAACCAGGAGGAAAAACUCAGAAGCAGUUUCCACAGACCUUUUGACUGUUACCAUCUGUACCCUCUUCUUCCCCUCUAUAUGCUCCUUGAGCAUGCUCACUAUGUAACUGUAAUCCACUUGGAGGUGGAGGCAAGGAUAGAUUGGCAAGGAUAGAUUCACUUCACUUUUUCAACGUCUUCAACCUUAAACUAAAUCAACUAAACUAAACAUAUUUUCAAACUAAACUCACCCUCUGUGAACUGUCCAAAUAUUAUUUAACCCUCUUUAUAUCACCCUGAGAAGCAUGAUAUUUAUGUCAUAAACACUGCAUGUGUGUUAUGAGUUGGUGCAUUGAAUUAGUGAAUUAGUGGGCAUCAUUAACCCUGUAGAUAAUAUCCUGACUUCAUAUUUUCUAUGAAUGAUCUAUAAUUAGUGUAUUUUAGUGCCACCUCUUUGCUUUCUAACAUGAUGCUUAUUUAUCUUUGUAUAAUAACCCUUCUUUUGCCUUUCUUGACAUUCCAUAUCUCCCGCCAUCUUUGUUUCGCAGGCUAACAGAAGUGCUGAGAAAGCUGGUGGGGAUAGUAACCAUUAUUUCCUUGCUUUACCUGCUUCUAAGAUCCCAGCCUUUUGUCAUAGCUCUGGAAAAAAUAUGUCAUUGCCCGGUCCAAACACUGUGUCUAACCCUAUUAAAUCACCUUCCUCCUCCCCAUCCUCCUCACACAAAUCUUUCAUCCCGUCUCUUAAUCUGAGUCGUCUCGUCCCUCCUAGCCCUUCUCUCAAUGACAGACGUCAAAUUCUUUCCCUCUCAUCACAAACCCAAAAUGGCCGACCCAGCCCUUUCUCUCACUGCUCAUCUUCCUCUUCCUCCUCCACCUCCCCCUCUUCCAACUCCUCCUCUUUGUCCCCCACAUCCACGUCCUCCACCUCCUCCUCCCCUCCCUCUCCAUCCCUCCUCUCCCCGACUGCCAUGAGUCAAGGUGCGAGGAGUAUCCACCGCAUUGCUCAUAUACCCAGCUUCACCGGACACAAGAUGCAAGGUGGAUACAGCAGUAAAACCACACAUACACCAGCAGCUUCAUUGUCCAAGGACAUAUGAUCAUCUUUUUAUAUCUAUAUGUAACAAAGUUAAAAACAUACCGUAAACUCAUGCCACAGCUUGCUUGAAAUGUUGCAGAUGGAGCCAUCCAAUUUGUACAUUUUGGAUGGCUCAACACAUUGGAACAUUGUCAAGGAGGACAGUUACGUGUGUUGCGAAGCAGAGGAUCACUGGUUCGAACCCAGUAUUGGGCAGUCGGACAGUGGAGGAAGCUAAGCUUUUAGCAGCACACAGACCCCUGUUACAUAACAGUAUAGAGUAUAGUUGAGGAAAGUGCUGUUUUCAAGGCAACCUAAUACAAUUGCAGGGCAUUCUCUCAUUUCUCUCUAGCUUUGAUACAUUUUUAAUCAUGAUCAAUUUGAGUUCACAUACAAAAACAGAGAAUAGCGUGAGCUGGUUUUCAUUCCAUGCUCCCUUUCAGAAAGGGGAACUUUUUUCAUUUCUGCCUCAGUUUAUGGGUUGUUCCACGAAAAUAGCGCCUUUUGCGUCCCUUUGAUAUUUAAAUAGACAUUGUGCACCAGUAUUGAAUUGUAAAAACCUGUUAUAUUAAAUUAAGUGCCCUUUAAUAUAGACUCCAUGGAGAAUUCAAUGUUUAAAAAAAUAUAUGAAUAAAGGUUUGCUAAAGUGCCAAUUCAGCAUUUUGACAUGUUCCUCCAUCAACCCUGUCACUUCUAGGAAGAUUUCAACCAACUUAAUCCAAAGAUUCCUCCAUAAUUUCACCGUCAUUGUAAAGCCCGAGUUGUUGCUUUGACAGUCAUUUCUGAAAAGUAUUUUUUAUUUCAUGUGAUUAGUGAUUCAUUUAAAUCUAUCUCUCAUUUUGGAGGCAAGAAGUUUCGAGGUUAAGAGCGAUGGGCCAAUAACCGAAAGGUCGCUGUUUCGAAUCCCCGAGCUGACGAGGUGUAAAUUCUGCCUGUGCCCUUGAGGAGCCACUUAACCCUAAUUGCUCCUGUAAGUCGCUCUGGAUAAGAGGUUCUUCUAAAGGACAAAACAUUUACAUUUUAAGGUCAAUCCUGUUACAUUAACUGAAAUCUGUUUUUAAUAUGGUGAAACUAUUCCUUUAAAAAAAAAUCGUAAUAAGAAUGUAACAUAGUCAAAUCAUAGUGUAAGAGCAGGUGAGCCGUUUCUACUCUUUCUGGCCAUUUUCUGGUGUUUUGUGGUGGAAAACUGAAUGGGUCGAGCAAAACACAUAGAUAAGACAGGCUAGAAAUGUUUAAGCUAUUUCAUUGUUUUUGUGAAGCUAGCUUGCAUUUAAUUGCCACUCCCUGUUGCACACAACAAACGUACAUUCCCCCUGUUCACGAGGGGAUUAAUGGCUGAUUUAAGAUGAAAUGUUACUUUAUUUGGCACUUAAUAGGGUCUUUUUUUACGUGAAUAUGUUUUUAUGAAGUUAAAUGUGCAUUUUAUGACCGAAUGUACAAAUUAAGUGAAAUCAAAAGGUUUUUUUUUUCUUCCAAGUUACACUUCUCAAAAGGCACCGAAUUGGUGGAAUGACCCUGUUGUAUGAUGAUAAACAUAUUCACAAGAACUACUAGCUUUACAAAUGAUCAACACAAAAAGGUGCAAACAUUCUAGAGUUAAUACUAAUGUAGUUUAGUGGUUCAUUUUUAUUGAUGUGAGAAAUCUGUGAUUUUAACGGAUGGUGUUAUAUUUUAAACGAAUUAGUGACACUUAAUAAUAUAAAGAUUUGAUCUAAAAUAACAAUUUAUGUAAAGAAAUCAAAUAAUUUAUUUACAUUUUUAUGGUGGAUGAAGGCAUAGAUGCAGACUUUCAUCUAGCAUCAUCAGUCACUCAGAUGUCAUCUCUCUUAUGCAAUGAUCUUAGAUGUGUGGAGUUGUGCAAGUGGAACAUUGAAGAUCAAAAUGCUUGGUGAUUUCUCAAGCUUCCGAUGCACUGCCAAAUCCUUUGAGCUAACAAGAUAGGCAUUUUAAGGCAGUAGAUGUACUAACAUGCUUGUACUAAAGUGUUUGGUUUUACAGAUCAUGUAUCUAAGACAUGCACUAUGUGGACAUUGUAAUGUUUACCUUUGGGAUGGCAACUGACUUAUAUUCAUAUUAGUAACUGGUGUUUACAUUCAUAAUUAGUGACAGAAGUUUACAUGCAAGUGUAUGUAUUUAAGAGAGUUUUGUCUUCAGAAAAGUAUUUUAACUUGCCAAACUUCACUCCUAUGCAUGCCCUUUUAGAGAUUUAUCUGUCAUGUUAGAGAACUAUUGUUUUCACAACUCUGUAAAUAUUUUGUGUUCUCUGAUUUUGUAAAGCUGUAAACCAUGUUGUAAAAAGGUAUUGUAGAAUUUAAUGCUUGUGAGGUUGAGAAACUAAUAAAGGGCUUUCUGUUA